Molecule: messenger RNA, 2390 nt
Organism: Silurus meridionalis
Lineage: Eukaryota; Metazoa; Chordata; Actinopteri; Siluriformes; Siluridae
Product: paraneoplastic antigen Ma2-like
Exons: 1
Coding region: 631-1515 (294 amino acids)
Source: RefSeq, a predicted model, not a curated record
AUUUAUUAAACAGAACUCAGGUUAGCCACCCCAUUAUAGCCAGUAACGCUAGGGGCGCUACAUAAAUUGGAGGCACCGCUGGGAUUAUUGAGUGGGUUCUGAAUAAUUAACGUGUUAAGUAGUGAUAAAUUACAACAUGGCAAGCCGAGCAGAGCUAGCAUUAGAGCUGGUGAAGCUUUAGAUGAAACUCGUGCACUUAUGGUUAUCAGCCCAGAUGACGUGAGUGUAAGUGAUGUUGAAGAUAUGCUUCAGAAGGUGAAGAGCUGGGGCCGUGUUCGUGUCAGAGGCCGGAUUUUUAGCCUGCAGCACAAUAAUUAUAUGGUCUUGUGUGAAUGUAAAGAAACGGUUAGAGGAGAGAGUGUUCCUUCCGAAAUUGUUCCUGAUACUGGUGGUGAACCAUGGCCUAUCAUCAGAGCAGAUGAGUGCACACAAAAGGAUGUGCCAGGGUUUAAUCAGAAGUUAGCAGGACUACUGCAGGCUGAAGGUAAAACCUUGGAUGAUCUUCGCACUUUCUCUAACACCUCCAACCAAACAGAGGCGAUAUUGCGAGCUGUGUCAGAUCUUCUGGAUAAGACCUCUAAGCCCUCAAGUGAACAUGUCAGCUAUCGCUGACUACGAUUUUUCUCUGGAAUGUUGCCCACUCCAGCAGGGGAAGAACAGUUUGACCACUGGCUGGAGCAGGCCCGUGUCAUGGUGGAGGAAUGUGACUGCUCCUUCAAAGAGAAAAAACGGAGACUGAUGGAAAGUCUUAGAGGCCCAGCACUAGAACUUGUUAAAGCUGUGAGAGCUAGUAAUCCAGAUGUGAGUCCUGAAGACUGUAUAGAGGUUCUUGAGCAUGCUUUUGGUACAGCAGAGACAGGAGAUGACUUGUACUUUGCAUUUCGUUCAUUGCAGCAGCAAGCUGGUGAGAAGCUCUCUGAUUUCCUUAGACGGCUUGAACAGUCACUAAAUAAAGUGGUCCAGAAAGGUGGUCUUCCUCCUGCAUAUGCCGAUAAAACAAGAUUAGAACAGUUAUUGCAAGGUGCUAUAGCUUCCGACUUGAUGUUGGUCAAUCUCCGAUUAAGAGAAAGGAAAGCAAAUCCGCCCACAUUUCUCGAAUUAUUGAAGGAGAUACGUGAAGAGGAAGAAUAUGAAGCCUCAAGGAGAAAGAUUAGUCCUGCUGUGCAAAGUGCCUGCAUCAGACAGGAGAUGGAGGUAAAGCAGACUGAACUUCAACACUUGAAAUCUGAGAUAAAAGAGCUCAAGUCAUUAGUUGCUGCUGUGGUGUCAAAGCCAGCUCAAGUUAGAUCCGACCAUGUAGAGAAAUCUACCCUGACUACACCUAGUGAAAACAGUUCUGACAGUGAAGUAUUAGCAUUGAAAAAACAAAUGAAGCGUCUACAAAGGAAAUUCAUACAGAAUGUUGAUGAAUCACAAGCUGCAGUUUCAGCCAUAAAUUCCUCAAAACCAGUGGCCAGUUCUCCAAGAAAAUCAUUCAGGGGUUCAGAUCAACACUUCUGUUAUCGAUGUGGCUGAAACGGGCAUUUUGCUGCGAAGUGUCAAAACCCUGAAGAUCAGUCAAAAGUCAUUAAAAAGCUCAUUCAAGCAUUGAAAGUUUCAAAGAACAGCCAACAGCCAGGUGAAACCACCGCUAGUGGUUUGAAUUGCACAGUGAAGAACAAUACCAUUGAAAAGCCAGUGGGUACAGGAGUUCCUGAUGGCCUGGUUGGCCCACCUAGCAUAGUGCCAUUGAGAAUAAAUGGAAAGCCUUGCACUGCUCUGCUGGACAGUGGCUCACGGGUGACGAUCAUUUUUGAGCAUUGGUAUGAAAAACACUUGUCCGAUACACCGAUACAGCCUGUUUCUGGUUUGUCACUUUGGGGUUUGAGUGAAUCUAGUACAAGCUACCCUUACCGUGGUUAUGUAGUGGUAGACUUAGAAUAUCCAGCGGAGGUGCUUGGGACCAGCCAGGUCGUAACACUUCUUGCUCUCAUAUGUCCCAGUUCUAGAGCCGAAGACCAAACACCAGUUAUUGUUGGUACAAAUGCUAGUCACGUCAGACGGCUAGUGAAACAAUGUAGGGAAAAUGGUAUUGAUGUCACCCAAACCCUUGGCAUUUCUGUUAAUGUACAGGAAGAUGAACCUGCACACAAUGAGUUCAAUGCUUCUGCCCAAGGAGAUGAAGAGAUCGGUCAGGUCAGAUGGCAAGGUGCAUGCCCUUUGAUUUUACAGCCAGGAGAUGCUACCCAUGCAGUGUGCAAGGUUGAGUUAAAGAAUCAUGUGGAGCAUGAGAUCCUGAUGGUUGACUCGUCACCAAAAGCUGAUCUUCCUGCAGGUGUAUUUCUUCACCUUAUGGUUGUGCCCAGUGGAGCAUUAGACAUCAAUAGUUUCAGAGUACUGGUCAAGAAUGA